AUGUUUCGAAUAAUUAAAAAUGUUAAUAAAUUAUUAAUAAAUAAUAAUAAUAGUUAUUAUAAUAAUAAUAGUAGAAAUUUACAAAUUAAAAAUUAUUUUGCAUCAUCUAAAAAGGAAAUAGGUGAAAUUAUUGAAAAAAGGAUGGAUAGAGGAAAAAUAAAAGAAAGGAAAAAAACCAAAUUUGUAAGUCAAGCAUAUAGAAGUAUAAUAGAAAGAAGAGAAGAAGAGGUUGUUAUUAUUGAUAAAAUAAGGAUGGAUACAGGAGAAAUAAAAGAAAGUCAGACAAAUUAUACAAGUGUUCCAGAAAGAGGAGAAACAGAGGAUAUUGCUAAUGAUGAAAAAAAGUCAAAUUCACCCAAAUCAUUACAUAUUACAGAUUUAAUAGAAUUUUGUAAUACACAUAAUCAAGAGAUUGAACAAAAUUUAAAAGAUAAAUCAAAGAAACCAAUGGCAUUAUGUUUUGCAUACAAUGGCUCCAAAUAUUAUGGAUCAUCGUAUUCUUUUGAUAUCAGAUUUCCAGCAAUUGAAAACCUAAUAGAGAAAUCCUUAAUUAGAAAUGGUCAUAUAGCAUUGGAGAAUAUUGGUAAUUUAAAAAGAAUAAAGUUAAGUAGAAGUAGUAGAACUGAUAAAGGUGUUCAUUCAGUAUCGACUGUUAUUUCAGCAUUUCUAUUAAUUGACAAAGAAACAGAGAGACUUGCCCAAUUUGGCACGCCACCACAAUAUUUCAUUGAUAAUAUUAAUCGUUAUUUACCAUCUGAUAUAAGAUUAAUUUCAGCGACAAAACCAAGUCGUACAUUUAGAGCAAGACCAGCAUCCAAAAGUAGAGUUUAUAAUUAUUUAGUACCAAUGGAUCAUUUAAAAGAUAUUUCAAUCGAUCGAAUGAAUAGCAUACUUUCAAAUUUCAUUGGUACUUCUUCUUUCCAUAAUUACACUUAUCAACGUUUUACUUAUCUUGAUAGUAAUACAUUAAAGAAAUUAUCAAAAAUUAAUGAUACUCAAGAUGAGAAUGAAAAUAAUGACGAUGAGGAGGAUGAGGAGGAGGAUGAUGAAGAAGAUGGUAAUGAUAAUACAAAAAUUGAUAUUGAAAAAGAAGUUGAAGAAUUAGAGAAAUUAGAAAAUAAAAAAAAUAUAGAAAUAGAUAGAUUGGCUGAAAGUGAAUUAUUUAGAAAGAAUCCAGUAAAUGUUAGAACAAUUAUGAAUUUUUAUGUUGAAAAAGAAACUGUACUAUUUGAAGGUAAACAAUGGUAUAGAUUCGUUGUAGUUGGUGAUUCAUUUUUAAUGUAUCAAAUUAGAAAAAUGAUGGGUUUCUUCCUUUCAGUUGUUAAAGGUUAUCAAAAUGAGAUAGGACUCCAAUUAUCUUUGAAAUCACCAUUUUCAAUCUGUUCUCCAAUUUCACCUCCUUUUCCUUUAUUUUUAUAUGAUGUUAAUUUUCCAAGGGAAAAAAUUUUACUCCCAGUAUCCAGACAAAUACAAAAUGAAUUUUUAAAUUCUAAAUUAAUGCCACAUCUCCACAAAAUAGAAAAUGAAACUAAUCAAUUCUCUGAAUUUUUUAAUCAAUUAUCAACUUUUAAUUUCCGUUUAGAUGAUAUUGAUCAAUUAAUAAUAUUAAAUAAAGAAUUUCAUGAAAAAAUUGAACUAAAAAAAGCAGAAAGAGAAAAAAGAAUAGAAGAUUAUAAUAAUAAUUAUAAUAAUAAUAAUAAUUAUAAUAAUAAUAAUAAUAAUAAUAAUAAUAAUAAUAAUAAUAAUAAUAAUAAUAAUAAUAAUAAUAAUAAUAAAAAUAAUAAUUAUAAUUAUAAUAAUAAUUAUAAUAAUAUUUAUAAUAAUUAUAAUAAUUAUAAGCGUAAAUAA
Messenger RNA from Dictyostelium discoideum AX4, 1848 nucleotides. RefSeq lists its product as hypothetical. Gene Ontology annotation, molecular function: pseudouridine synthase activity; RNA binding. The coding region runs from base 1 to 1848 and encodes 615 amino acids. Gene Ontology annotation, biological process: tRNA pseudouridine synthesis; RNA modification; pseudouridine synthesis. The record is from RefSeq and is a predicted model, not a curated record. NCBI's taxonomy places the organism in Eukaryota, Evosea, Eumycetozoa, Dictyosteliales, Dictyosteliaceae. The transcript has a single exon.